Diaporthe batatas is the source of this 405-nucleotide messenger RNA. Its product is annotated as tubulin-binding prefolding complex subunit YKE2. The transcript has 2 exons. Lineage: Eukaryota; Fungi; Ascomycota; Sordariomycetes; Diaporthales; Diaporthaceae. Gene Ontology annotation, molecular function: protein-folding chaperone binding. The record is from RefSeq and is a predicted model, not a curated record. Gene Ontology annotation, cellular component: cytoplasm; prefoldin complex. Bases 1 to 405 code for a protein of 134 amino acids. Gene Ontology annotation, biological process: protein folding; chaperone-mediated protein complex assembly.
AUGGCUUCGGAGGCACAGGCCAAGCUCCAGGCCCUCUCGGAGGAGUUCACAAAGCUACAGUCAGAAAUGCAGACGGUGGUGUCGUCGCGGCAGAAGCUCGAGGCCCAGAAGCAGGAGAACGACGGCGUCAAGAGCGAGUUCGCCAAGCUCAAGGACGACGAGGCCAUCUACAAGCUCAUCGGCCCGGCCCUGCUCAAGCAGGACAGGGUCGACGCCGAGACCACCGUCGACGGCCGCCUCAACUUCAUCAACCAGGACAUCACCCGCCAGGAGGACAAGAUCAAGGACCUGCAGGAGAAGCUCGAGCGCGUCAAGGCCGACAUCAUCAGGAUCCAGACCACCGCCCAGUCUGCCGCCCAGGGCAAGCAGCCUGCCGCUGCCGCUGCCGGGGCGGCCAAGGCGUGA